GAUAAGACGGAACGUAUAUUCUGAGGUUGUACCACAGACAUAUAUGAAUAUUCAACUAUUCUGUGGUUAUACACUUGUACGGCACGUAUAUUAUAUGAAUUAUUAUUUAAAUGUUAUCAACUGAAGCGUUCUGUAAUCAUUUUAAACCAAAACAACCAUUCCGUAGAAAACCACUCUUGCGUUUCCGCUGUUCCAUUUGAAUUUAAUUCGUAUACAACUAUAAAAAUAUCCGAGUUCGAUCAUUUCGCAUAGGACUUUUGUUCAAGUAUGUGAUUAGUCCACUGAAAGUUAUAUUAUUUUCCUAUUAAGAUAAAUAUUUUAUUUAAAACGGAAUACUAAGCAAUAAUGUCAUUUAAUCGAGUUGAGGAUGAAUCUUUUAACACUAAUUUUGAUAUUGGUUCUUUACCAAAACAUUAUGAAUACAAUCCAUUUGUAUCUGAUGAAGAUGCCGAAUCAGAAAAAGAGGAUUUACCACGUCUUGUGCUUAUGGGAUUACGAGGGAGUGGAAAAACUUCUAUACAAAAAGUAGUAUUUCAAAAAAUGUCUCCUAAUGAGACUUUAUUUAUUGGCAGUAACAAUUCAAUGUUAAAAGAUGUUGUAAAUAAUUCAGCAUUUGUCAAUUUCCAAAUUUGUGACUUUCCUGGUCAUUUUGAUUUUACCGAUCCUGAAUAUGAAGCAGAAUCUAUUUUUCAAGGAUGUGAAUCACUUAUAUUUGUGAUUGAUGCUCAAGAUGCUAUAGCUAGUGCGUUGAACCGUUUACAUUCAGUUGUAACAAAAGCUUACAAAGUAAAUAAUAAUAUAAAAUUUGAAGUUUUUAUUCAUAAAGUUGAUGGUCUCACAGAAGAUACCAAAAUGGAGACUCAACGAGAAAUCCACCAAAGAGCUAAUGAUGAUCUUAUAGAUUCUGGAGACGAACAAAAAAUAUAUAUUAGUUUCCAUUUGACGUCAAUAUAUGAUCAUAGCAUAUUUGAAGCAUUUAGUCGAGUUGUACAAAAAAUGAUUCCUCAGUAUGCAACUCUUGAAAAUUUUCUCAAUAUUAUUAUUUCAACUUCUGGAAUUGAAAAAGCUUUUUUAUUUGAUGUUAAAACUAAAAUAUAUGUUGCAACUGAUUCAUCGCCAGUUGACAUGCAAAGUUAUGAACUUUGCUGUGAUAUGAUUGAUGUUGUGAUAGAUUUAUCAAAUAUUUAUGGUUUAGGAGAAGACCCAGGACUUAUGAACGAUCCAGCUUUUGAUGACCAAAGUUCAAGUCUUAUUAAACUCAAUAAUGGUACAAUUUUAUAUUUAAGAGAAGUGUGCAGUUUUUUAGCGCUUGUAUGUAUAUUACGAGAGGAUAAUUUUGAAAAACAAAGAAUUAUAGAUUAUAAUUUCAUGAUCUUACGAAAAGGUAUCCACAGACUAUUUGAAUUGAAAGAAAAAGAAAAAGAGAGUUUUCAGUUUAAUAAGUUACUAUCACUUAAAUAAUGGAUAAUUUUAUAUUUUAAUAUCAAGUCUUAAGACAAGACAUU
This is a messenger RNA of Sipha flava (yellow sugarcane aphid), 1505 nucleotides long. It is a transcript of the gene RagC-D, whose product is annotated as ras-related GTP-binding protein C. Lineage: Eukaryota; Metazoa; Arthropoda; Insecta; Hemiptera; Aphididae. The transcript is spliced from 8 exons. Gene Ontology annotation, biological process: cellular response to amino acid stimulus; regulation of autophagy; cellular response to starvation. The coding region runs from base 346 to 1461 and encodes 371 amino acids. Gene Ontology annotation, molecular function: GTPase activity; GTP binding. Gene Ontology annotation, cellular component: lysosome; Gtr1-Gtr2 GTPase complex; nucleus. The record is from RefSeq and is a predicted model, not a curated record.